CCACUUCAUUCCUAUAUAAAUCCUCCAUCGCUACCCUUUCUUCUCCCCACAUUUUAAAAAGAAUCCUAUCCUUUUCCUCUUGUUUUUUCCCCUUUUUGUAUUUCUUUCAGAUAUGGGUUUACAGCGAUCAACUAUGGCGGUGUUCUCGCUGAUAAUGUUUGCUUUAUCAUCAGCGCUUGACAUGUCCAUCAUAUCCUACGAUGAAGGACAUCCCGACAAGUUCAAAUCCAGUUGGAGAACAGACGACGAUGUUAUGGCCAUGUACGAGGAAUGGCUUGUAAAGCAUGGAAAAGCGUACAACGGUUUGGGGGAGAAAGAGAGGAGGUUUGGGAUUUUCAAAGAUAAUCUUAGAUUCAUCGAUGAACAUAACGCCGAUGAUACCCACAGUUUUAAGGUUGGGUUGAACCGGUUCGCUGAUCUGACCAACGAGGAGUACCGAGCCAUGUAUUUGGGAACUAAGAAACCCAUCAGGAAAGUUUCCAAGAAGAGUGAUCGUUACGCGCCACGCGUGGGUGAGGAAUUGCCGGAAUCCGUUGAUUGGAGGGAGAAGGGCGCAGUCGUUGUCGUCAAAGAUCAGGGAAGCUGCGGGAGUUGCUGGGCCUUCUCAGCUAUUGGAGCGGUGGAAGGGAUAAACCAAAUUGUCACUGGUGAUCUCAUCUCUCUCUCUGAGCAGGAGUUGGUGGAUUGUGAUACAUCCUACAAUGAAGGAUGUAAUGGAGGGCUCAUGGAUUAUGCCUUUGAGUUCGUUAUCAAUAAUGGUGGCAUCGACACUGAAGAAGAUUACCCUUACACAGGCGGUGAUGGAAGAUGUGACUCCUACCGGAUGAAAAAUGCCAAGGCUGUUACAAUUGAUUCCUAUGAAGAUGUUCCAGAAAAUGAUGAGAACGCAUUGAAAAAGGCAGUUGCACAUCAACCAGUUAGUGUUGCCAUUGAAGCUGGAGGCAGGUCAUUCCAGUUGUAUACAUCAGGUGUGUUUAAUGGAAUAUGCGGGACACAACUGGACCAUGGUGUGGUUGCCGUCGGAUAUGGCACGGAGAAUGGUAAAGAUUACUGGAUUGUUAGGAACUCAUGGGGUGAUCAAUGGGGUGAAUCAGGUUAUAUCAGGAUGGAAAGAAACCUGGGCAAUUUAGCAACAGGCAAAUGUGGAAUUGCAAUGGAAGCCUCAUAUCCUAUUAAAAAGGGUGUAAAUCCCCCCAAUCCUGGCCCCUCCCCUCCAUCCCCAAUAAAGCCUCCUACUGUUUGUGAUGAUUAUUACAGCUGUCCCGAGAGCAGUUCUUGCUGCUGUUCCUUCGAGUUCUAUGGCUACUGCUUUGCUUGGGGCUGCUGCCCGCUUGAGGCUGCGACUUGCUGCAAUGACCACAACAGCUGCUGUCCGCACGACUACCCUAUCUGCAACUUGAUUGAAGGCACCUGCUUGAUGAGCAAGGGAAAUCCAAUGGCAGUGAAAGCACUGAGGCGCACUCCUGCUAUACCUUUCUGGUCACAUGGAAACAUGGCAAAAAAGAACAGUGAUUAAGUAGAAGCCUGAGAUUUCAUGCAGUGGAUGAUCGAACUGGGAGGAUGAAAGAAACUUGACAGCGCUUAAAUGUUCUCCUUGGUUUUAUCUUGCUGCAGUGAAUUCCAGCAGAUGAAUGGUUCAUAAAAGUCGCGCAGAUGCCUAUUAUGUACAUAACUUCCUAAUUUAUCCAUUGCUGCAUUUGAUAAACAGCCAGAACAUUCAAUUUCUAUUAUCCUAUGUAUAUCAUGUCAUCAUUUAGCUAUAACUUUCCAGAAUUGAUCUGUCAAUCGUAUCCUUAUCUUAUGGUU
Hibiscus syriacus is the source of this 1806-nucleotide messenger RNA. RefSeq names its product probable cysteine protease RD21B. NCBI's taxonomy places the organism in Eukaryota, Viridiplantae, Streptophyta, Magnoliopsida, Malvales, Malvaceae. Gene Ontology annotation, molecular function: cysteine-type endopeptidase activity. The record is from RefSeq and is a predicted model, not a curated record. The transcript is spliced from 5 exons. Bases 113 to 1516 code for a protein of 467 amino acids. Gene Ontology annotation, cellular component: lysosome.